CAGAAGCGUCUGGGGCAGCGGAGGCAAGGCUAGGAGGAACCGGCUUUUCAAGCCCCGCUCGCCGACGAUGUGGCAACUGCCUCCCCGGGCCCGGCAGAUCCAAGGCGCAUCCCAGGCUCCUCCGGGCAGGAUGGCAGCGGGGGCGUCGUAGCCGCGCGGGCCGUGCUGGCUCGCCCGGAAAAGCAGCGCGCCCCGAGCGCGGCGCCAACAAACCGGCCAGCGCAGGCAGCGCGCAACAUGGACGCGGAGAGCGCCAGCAGCAACAACCGGCAAGGGAGCCGCCUGUCCGGGACUUCUUUGGAGAAGAUCGUCGCCGAGUCUCCGCCGCAGUCGUACAAGGUCUACAAGCGGCGAUGGCUGCUGCUGGGCGUCGUCUGCCUGCUCAAUUGCUCCAAUGCCAUGCUAUGGUUGACGUUCGCUCCAGUGGCUGAUAAAACAGCAGAACGGUUUCACACCUCCAUGGAUAUGGUCAACUGGCUUUCCCUCGUGUACCUCGUGAUAUCCGUUCCAGUCGGGCUCAUAGCAAUAUGGAUUCUGGACACCGUCGGGCUGAAAUGUGCCGUGAUACUCUGCGCCUGGCUGAACAUGAUGGGAAGUGUAAUUCGAAUUUUCAGCAUCCUCGAUUUCCUGGAUCUGGGCUCCCUCAACUUUGUGUACCUGCUUGUAGGACAGUGCCUCUGUGGCAUGGCACAGCCUCUCAUCAUUUUUUCACCCACCAAACUGGCAGCCUUAUGGUUCCCAGAACACCAAAGGGCCACAGCCAAUAUGAUUGCCUCCAUGUCCAAUCCCUUGGGCAUUCUCAUCGCUAACUUGCUGUCACCUGCACUUGUACAGGGAGGAAAAGAUAUCCCUUUAAUGCUUGGAGUGUAUGCAGGGCCUGCUGUCUUCGCCUGUGCCUUAGCCACAUUGGGUGUUCGUGACAAGAUCCCACCAACCCCGCCUUCAGCAAGUGCUAGCCACUCCAAUUCGCCGUCAUUCUUCGGGGGCUUGAAGCUGCUCCUGCGAAAUUCAUCUUACAUCAUCCUGGCCCUUUCCUUCGCGACAGGGAUAGCAGUAUUCACCUGCUUCAGUGCUCUGUUGGAACAGAUCCUGUGUGUCAAUGGGUAUUCAAAUUUCUUUGCAGGUCUGAGUGGCGCCUUGUUCAUUGUGUCCGGACUCAUUGGGGCCUUCUUCCUCGGGCUGUACGUUGACCGGACAAAGAAAUUCACAGAAGCUACCAAGAUCUUUCUCUGUUUAGCUGCGCUGGCUAGCAUUGGAUUUGCAGUGGUGUCUCAGCUGAGAAACCAGACCUACGCUUUGGCAACCAUCAGCUCACUCUACGGGUUGUUUGGGUUUGCUAUCUAUCCUGUCGCUAUGGAACUAGCGGUCGAAUGCUCUUAUCCCGUGGGGGAAGGAUCCUCGUCAGGGCUGAUUUUUGUGAUCAGCCAACUUCUAGGUGUUGUGUUCAUGCUUUUGCUACAAAGCCUGGCUGUGGAAAAGAAAGAUGCUCCGUUUUCUACUUGCACCUCAGCCAUCGGCAAAGCACUAGACUGGUCAACUUCAACUCUAGUGAUGGCUGGAAUCUGCAGCCUGGCAGCAUGUUUCUUUGUGGCUGCCUUUCACACUAAUUACAAGAGGAUCUUUGCAGAAAUAUCUCACGACUUCUCAGUCAACAAAACAGAAGAGGAUGUUGCAGUAACAGCAGAAAAAUGAACUGCUUCUACUUGAAAUCUAAACUAACCCAAGUGCCUCAAGUAAAGUUUAAGACUUUUUGAGACCCCAAGUGCCACAGCAGGUUACAGCUCUUUGGGAACUGGCUGUAGCAAGAGAUGAUGGUUAUCUUAACAGGAAACUUCUCACACGUACAGCCCAAAUUUCCUGCCACAGUUGGAGAGGGUCUUUUUCAAGACUGAAUGCAAGAAGAAUCUACCCCCAUUAAAAUACAAUUUAAUCCUUAGUGGUGGUGCUGAAAUGCAGCAGAAAUCAGGCAAACAACUCCCUCCCCAGUGUAAAGUGUCUGAGACUCACUAAGUGUGGCCAUUUUGAUUCUUCCAGUGUGUUACACUCCAAGGGCUAUUAAAUGGAAUCAGCAUAUUUAUACCAACCUGAAUUCUGUGAACAAAGAAGGGAAUGCAAAUGUUCUGUAACUAUUCAUUUCAGUAUCUCCCAUUGUGGGCGACAGCAUAUUUCCUUUGGAUGAAACAUUGUUUGAAAAGUGAUCUAUAAAUGUUUAAAUUAAAUAAAUUAUGUUUCUGACGGUGA
Molecule: messenger RNA, 2241 nt
Organism: Zootoca vivipara (common lizard)
Lineage: Eukaryota; Metazoa; Chordata; Lepidosauria; Squamata; Lacertidae
Gene: SLC49A3
Product: solute carrier family 49 member 3
Biological process (GO): transmembrane transport
Cellular component (GO): membrane
Molecular function (GO): transmembrane transporter activity
Source: RefSeq, a predicted model, not a curated record